AGGUCUGACGGCCCGGUGGCGCUGCCUGCUUCUUAUACAGUGCGACGCCCGCUCGGGGAAAGGUCAUACAAGAUGGCGGCGCUGGCUGUGCUGAGGAGCUCAGCUCCCGCCCGGCUUCUAUCAGGGACUGUGUGCGCCCACGGCAGGGUCCUGGCACCAUGGAGACACCGGCACAGUACCAGACACUUCAGCAACAAUAAGAUCCUGGUGGAGAUGGAUGACUCUACUGGGGUGGCAGUCAUGAAAAUGAAGAAUCCUCCGGUGAACAGCCUCAGCCUGGAGCUCCUGACAGAAUUCUCCAUCAGCCUGGAGAAGCUGGAGAUUGACCGAGGCUGCCGGGGGCUUAUUCUGACCUCUGCCUCUCCGAAAGUCUUUUCUGCUGGGCUGGACAUUACAGAGAUGUGUGGAAAGAGCGCUGAGCACUAUGCAGCUUUCUGGAGAGCCGUGCAGGAGAUGUGGCGGAAGCUGUUCGGAUCCAACAUGGUGACAAUAGCAGCUAUCAAUGGUUCAAGUCCCGCUGGCGGGUGCCUUAUGGCCAUGUGUUGUGAUUACCGGAUCAUGGCUGACAGCCCGAAGUACGCCAUUGGCCUGAAUGAGACCCAGCUGGGCAUAGUUGCUCCCUUCUGGUUCAAGGACACAAUGGCACACAUCGUAGGGAGUCGCAUGACAGAGCAAUCCCUCCAACUGGGACAAAUGUAUCCUGCCCCCGCAGCUCUUAAAAUCGGUCUUGUGGAUCAGUUGGUUCCAGAGGAUAAGGUACAGAGCACAGCGGCUGCGGCCAUGGCUCAGUGGCUCUCUGUCCCAGAUCACGCCCGUCAGAUCACCAAGUCUAUGAUACGUAAGCCUAUUCUAGACCGGCUAGUCAAACAGCAAGAGGCUGAUAUCAAUAAUUUUGUCAGCUUUAUCUCCAAGGAAUCCAUCCAGAAGUCUUUGCAGGUCUAUAUGGACAUGUUGAAGCAGAAGAAGCCAUAACUUGCUGAGUAGAUGUUGCAGUAUAUAGGAAAGCCAUAAACUGCUGUAGCUCACAGAGCCUGCAGCAUGGAGGAGGAUGGGAUGUGGUGAUGAUGGAGGAAUCUCUCGACGAGCUGCCUAUGUAAAUUCUCAAUGUUCUUGCUAAGCUGAUUACAGGUCUGCAGGGAUGUUGCGUGGUAGCCAUGUUUUUGUAUCGCCUUUUUCACAAUCAGAUGGUAAUGGAAAUUCAGCCCGUGUUUCCUUUCUACCAACCUAAUAAAAAUAUUUUG
Molecule: messenger RNA, 1241 nt
Organism: Nanorana parkeri
Lineage: Eukaryota; Metazoa; Chordata; Amphibia; Anura; Dicroglossidae
Gene: ECI1
Product: enoyl-CoA delta isomerase 1
Exons: 7
Coding region: 73-972 (299 amino acids)
Biological process (GO): fatty acid beta-oxidation
Cellular component (GO): mitochondrion
Molecular function (GO): enoyl-CoA hydratase activity
Source: RefSeq, a predicted model, not a curated record